AAGCGGAGGAUGAACGCGCAAUCUCUCGUUCGUUAGAAUGAUACAUCGAUAAGCACGACAAACGAUAUAUCGUGCAGCAUAGUGAGGAGAGAACGCGCGACAACGCAACGGCGCAGCGGAGGCGGCAGCAGCGGCAGCGAUCGCACCGCUCUCCGUGUCGUGUCGUGGCCCAACCCACUUUUGACGUGUGGCCGCUCGAGGUCUGACAGGUCCCUGAACCAUGUACCCGCGGUGAUACGAGUCGUAUUUCUUCGAACAACGUAUUCUCGUCCAACAGCCUCCGCGCGAGCACUCCUAACUCUAACGAGAGUCCGUGUCCGUGUCGCGCGUCGCCUUUGCCACUGCGUCUCAAAUGGGUAUGGAAUUUUACGCGACGACGACGACGACAACGACGACGACGACAACGACGACGAUGAGACUACGAUGAUCCGAGAGCUAUAGCGCGUCGACAUAACCUUUAAAGAGUCGCGACGACCGAGCUGUCGCUCUCUCUCUUUCUCUCUCUCUCUCUCUCUCGGAUCGUUCGAUCGUACGUUGUUCAUCCAUCCCGCUCAUUCAUCCGCUCUCGUUCGUUUGCACGGAUCACCACCGUCGUUGCGAUGACAAGAACCGUGUAAUAACGCGACUCUACACCACCGGCCUCCCGUUGAGUUUCGCUUCACACGGAAGCGACGGAAUCCCUCCCGUCUUUGGACUAUUCGUGUGUGUUCUCGGAAACGACAUCCCGGAGAACGCGGCCACCUCUCUCUACCUACUUGUGCCACACACACACACACACACACUCUACGUUCCUUCAUAUUUUAUUAUUGUGCAUCGCGUGAGUGUCGUCGUUCUCCUCUCUUUCGCUCUGCGUUCUUUACCUUAUUAUUAAAUUUACAUGCACUACGUGUUCAUCGUACUGUAUCUGACGAUGUUCAGUUUGAUUCUGUUCUGUAUACUUUUGUUCUCGCGCGACGUUAUAUCGAGGAUACAAUCUGUUUUGUAGCUUUGAGUUUUUCUCUCGUCGCCGUUUGUUGAUUAAUAAAUUUUCUUUACGCAAACUUUGUGUUUUUAUUUCGUGUAUUUUGAUGCAACACUCGCGCUUCGCCGAACCCACCAUUUUUCCUUACAUAUCAAUUCUGCACAGACAAAUUCGCACUUUUACCAAAGCGAUGGUGUACUAAGAGUUCGACAAGAGUUGGACUGAUCAAUUGACAAAAAUUCUCCAAGUUGAGAAGAUGAAUAAUCAAGCGUUCGGUUUGGCGGAGAGGCUCAUACCCUCGACCUAUGUGCAACAAGGUCUAAAUGCCAAGAAGUUUCGCGAAAAUCUCAUACGACACUUUAUUGAACACCGAAAGUGGCCGGAAGAAGGAUGGGACGACGCAACGAUAGAAGCGUUUCUGUCGGACCUCUCUCAAAUGGACAGCAAUAAUUUCCCCUCAAACUGUAGCGUCGGUGAACGCGAAGCGCGAAUCGUGUCAAACAUCGUCGCCAGACGACACUUUCGUAUGGGCCAUGGCAUAGGAAGAUCCGGCGAUCUCGAGGAGGUACAACCAAAGGCUGCUGGCAGCAGUUUAAUGUACAAAUUAACCAACUCCUUAGUGCUCGAAGUCAUACGAUACAUGGGGGUGAAGAGCAUAGCGGGUUGCUUCUUAUCGCCAAUGGCUACAGGAAUGAGCCUAGUUCUGUGUAUGUUAACGCUUAAGCAGGACAGACCACGAGCGAAAUAUGUUCUAUGGCCUAGAAUCGACCAAAAAUCUAGCUUCAAGUCUAUAAUCACAGCGGGAUUAGAACCCGUCGUCAUUGAAAUGCAAAUAAUAGGGGACGAACUGAAGACCGAUAUGCAGAGACUCGAGGCUCAAAUGGCAGCUUUGGGCGAGAGCGUCGCUUGCGUACUUACAACGACCAGUUGCUUCGCGCCCAGAGCGUGCGACUCCGUCGACGCGAUCGCGGCCCUUUGUACUCAGUAUAAUAUACCGCACUUGGUGAACAAUGCGUACGGCUUGCAGAGUACAAGAUGUAUGCACCUCAUACAAGAAGCAUCGAGGAAGGGUCGUGUGGAUGCUUUCGUUCAAAGCACGGACAAGAACUUUUUAGUUCCAGUGGGUGGUGCUAUCAUAGGUUCCUUCGAUAAGAGCCUCCUGGAUCGCAUAUCGAAGAUGUAUCCCGGACGAGCGAGCGCAAGCUCCGUCAUGGACGUAAUGAUCACGUUGUUGAGUCUUGGAAUGGCAGGGUACAAACAAUUGAUUGCUCAACGUAAGGAAAUGUAUUCUUAUUUGAAAGACGAACUAGGGAAACUGGCAACGAGACACGGCGAGAGACUGUUGGAUACCAAGGGGAAUCCGAUAUCUAUGGCUAUGACUCUCCAGUGUCUGAGUCAUCAGCAUGACAACAAGCAAGUUACUAUGCUAGGAUCCAUGCUAUUUCUGCGUAACGUUAGCGGUACUAGAGUAAUAACAACUACAGAUUCUAAGCACAUCGUUUCGCAUAAGUUUGAAGGUUGGGGAGCACACAACAGCAAUUACAGAGUUCCAUAUCUGACUGCUGCGGCAGCAUUAGGCAUGAAGAGGUCCGACGUGGAUGCGUUCAUACAAAGAUUGGAUAAAGCUUUAACAAAAGUGAGGAGGCGUUCAGCACCGGUAACGCCCACCGCUUCUCUCGCAGGCUCCAGCAUCAAUGGUGAUGCGGGUGGUACCGGUGGACCAGGAGAAUCCAGCACAGCCUCAACCAGCCGCGCGAGUAGCAAAGACAGCUUGAGAAAAUGA
Messenger RNA from Harpegnathos saltator (Jerdon's jumping ant), 2744 nucleotides. RefSeq names its product Sec synthetase (gene SecS). The transcript has 6 exons. The coding region runs from base 1218 to 2744 and encodes 508 amino acids. Gene Ontology annotation, molecular function: O-phosphoseryl-tRNA(Sec) selenium transferase activity; tRNA binding. Gene Ontology annotation, biological process: conversion of seryl-tRNAsec to selenocys-tRNAsec; selenocysteine incorporation. The record is from RefSeq and is a predicted model, not a curated record. NCBI's taxonomy places the organism in Eukaryota, Metazoa, Arthropoda, Insecta, Hymenoptera, Formicidae.